AUGGAGGACAUGGAAGAGGAGCUGAAGUGUCCGGUGUGCGGGGCUCUGUUCCGAGAGCCCAUCCUCCUGCCGUGUUCGCACAGCCUGUGCCUGACCUGCGCUCGCAACAUCCUGGUCCAGACUCCCGAAGCCGAGCCGCUGCCCAGCAAGCGGGCGUCGGGCGGCUCCGACUACGACUACCUGGACCUGGACAAGAUGAGUCUGUACAGCGAGGCGGACAGCGGCUACGGCUCGUACGCGGGCUUCGCCAGCGCCCCGACCACCCCGUGCCAGCGCUCCCCGAACGGCGUCCGGGUCUUCCCGCCGCCCGCCCCGCUCGCCCUGGCCCUGCUGCCGGCGCCCCGCAACGCGUGCCUGACCUGCCCGCAGUGCCACCGGAGCCUGAUCCUGGACGAGCGGGGCCUGCGCGGCUUCCCGAAGAACCGCAUCCUCGAGGCCAUCCUGGACCGCUACCAGCAGGGCCGGGCCGUGGCGCCGCGCUGCCAACUGUGCGAGGCGGCGCCGCGCGAGGCCACGGCCAUGUGCGAGCAGUGCGACGUCUGCUACUGCGACGGCUGCCGCCUGAGGUGCCACCCGCCCCGGGGCCCGCUGGCCAAGCACCGCCUGGUGCCGCCCGCCCAGGGCCGCCUGGGCCGCCGGCUGGGCUCGCGCCGGGUGUCCACCUGCACCGACCACGAGCUGGAGAACCACAGCAUGUACUGCGUGCACUGCAGGACGCCCGUCUGCUACCAGUGCCUGGAGGAGGGGAAGCACAGCGCCCACGACGUCAAGGCGCUGGGCGCCAUGUGGAAGCUUCACAAGAAUCAGCUUUCUCAGGCGCUCAAUGGACUGUCAGACAAGGCAAACGAUGCCAAAGAAUUUUUGCUGCAGCUGAAGAACAUGGUGCAGCAUGUACAGGAAAACAGUGUGGAGUUUGAAGCAUGUCUUGUUGCUCAGUGUGAUGCCCUUGUUGAAGCUCUGAACAGAAGGAAAGGACAGUUGCUUGCACGAGUGAACAAAGAACAUGAACACAAACUAAAGGUGGUCCGAGAUCAAAUCAGUCACUGCACAGUCAAACUGCGUCAAACUACUGGCCUGAUGGAAUACUGUCUGGAGGUAAUUAAGGAAAAUGACCCAAGUGGAUUUUUACAGAUAUCAGAUGCUUUAAUAAGACGAGUUCACUUUACGGAGGAACAAUGGGGAAAAGGCAUCUUACAACCUCGCAUGAACACAGACUUUGAUUUAACUCUCGACAAUGCGCCGCUGCUACAAACUAUUCAUCAGCUGGACUUUGUACAAAUGAAAGUGCCAUCAGCUCCUAUGCUACAGCUGGAAGAAUGUUGCACUCACAACAACAGUGUGACAUUGUCCUGGAAACAGCCACCACUUUCAAGUGUUCAAGUAGAAGGCUACAUUCUAGAGCUCGAUGAUGGAAAUGGUGGCCAGUUUAGGGAGGUGUAUGUUGGAAAAGAAACGAUGUGUACGGUUGAUGGACUACAUUUCAACAGCACAUACAAUGCUCGAGUUAAAGCCUUCAACAAGUCGGGAGUUGGGCCCUACAGCAAGACACUUGUGCUGCAGACUUCAGAGGGUGAGAUACCGACAGUAGGUUCAUCAUAUCUUUUAUUUUCUUUUACAGUUGCCUGGUUUACUUUUGAUGCAGGGUCAGCUCACCCUGAUAUUCUGUUCUCUAAUGACAACCUCACUGUUACCUGCAACAGCUAUGAUGAUCGGGUAGUGCUGGGAAAUACUGGGUUUUCCAAAGGUAUCCAUUAUUGGGAGCUGUCUAUUGACCGCUAUGACAACCAUCCCGAUCCUGCAUUUGGUGUGGCCCGUAUAGAUGUACUGAAAGAUGUCAUGUUAGGAAAAGAUGACAACGCCUGGGCUAUGUAUGUUGAUAAUAACCGAAGCUGGUUUAUGCACAACAACUCUCACACUAACAGAACUGAGGGAGGUAUUAUCAAAGGAGCUACAGUUGGGGUGUUGUUAGACUUCACUAGACGAACGCUUACCUUCUCUAUUAAUGAUGAACAACAGGGACCUGUUGCCUUUGAGGAUAUGGAAGGCCUCUUCUUCCCAGCAGUAAGCUUGAAUAGAAAUGUGCAGGUAACACUCCACACUGGUUUGGAUAUCCCUCAAUCUCCUGCUGCUGCUGCUGCUGCACGAAACAGCCACUAGCAUCCUAAUCCCGAUCUUUGGGCAGAUACCUGCUUUAUAUUGUCUUUUGGAAUCUAAGUAGCAGGACCCUUUCCCUCCACUGUCACAAUGAUUCCAAAAAUGUUUUGAUCUUGCAAGACAACAGAAGUUUGCUAGCUGAGUGCUUAAAAGAUUGGAGAGAAACCAAAACUUAAGUAUUUUGCAGCUGAAAACUGUAUGAUUGUUAUCUGAACAUGUGGAUUUGCUUUGCUGUUUAGUGCUGGCUGAUAUUCAAAAGGCAUCGAGGCAGUCUGAUGUGACUUCAAAUGUCAGGGUUCUGAUAUGUUUUCGGGAUUUUUUUUGUUAUAACGCUCCGUCCGGUUGCUUUGCAUUUGGUUCAGCUGCUGCUUUUGAUAAGCAAGGAAAACAGUAAUGCAGUGCAGAGUACAUGUGGGAAAAUGCUAUAUUCUCAGACAUUUACAGUGGAAGGUAUUCACAGUUGCUAUUAACCUCAUUCUUUCUCUUUCCUGUUGCCUUUGACUGACAUCUCUGUACUCAACAUCAUUCCAAAACCUGUUUGAAUUACCAUGAGCUAACGUGCAUGCUUUCAACAAAAUUGUUCAAUCAAGCUUACAGAUUGGGAAGCAUCAGUUGAAGUAAAUACAGUAAUGUGAUUCAGAGGAUUCUAUUCUUCAGUUACAGCAACAUGCAUUUUAUAUAGCCUCCUUCACGUGAGGUAGCACUGUUUAUACGUAGUAUCCAGACCAAUCAAACACAGUUCACUAUUGAUAGUUGCAAUGUCCGUGCUGAGCACUUUUUAACUUUAGUUGCACGAGGGAGAAGCUAGGUUAUAGAAGCAAGCACUGUCUGAGCUGCAAUAAUAAAACCCAGGGAACUGCACGUGUUCCUACACAUGAGAUUUCCAGGUACCACAAGGCUUCAUUGAAUGAUUAUUUCAGUGUUGUACUAGAAAGGUUUAUACUUACUCAUAAUCAUCCCAGUAUAGUGCUCUCAUCCCCGAAAUAGAAUUGGUCAUUCUCUUCAUGGCUGUUUGAGGGUCAUUGCUAUGCAC
This is a messenger RNA of Callorhinchus milii (elephant shark), 3187 nucleotides long. RefSeq names its product tripartite motif containing 9 (gene trim9). NCBI's taxonomy places the organism in Eukaryota, Metazoa, Chordata, Chondrichthyes, Chimaeriformes, Callorhinchidae. The transcript has 11 exons. The coding region runs from base 1 to 2157 and encodes 718 amino acids. The record is from RefSeq and is a predicted model, not a curated record. Gene Ontology annotation, molecular function: protein binding; zinc ion binding.